GCUCCACUGUUUAUUUAUAUUACUUAUGCAAUGAAUAUUGAAGACAUUCGUUUGAACCUACCGACAACCUAACUAAAAUCUAUGGUUACAAAAACACAAUUUUGAUAUUUAUGUAUAUGCAAAGGUUAUCAUUUCAAGGGAGAGUUUACAAGAGAUUGGACCUUGUACAUAUUCAAUCUUUUCUGUUUUAUUCAACCUCUGUUCCUUCAUCGUUGGAUAAUGUUUCUUUAUACCAUGAAAAUGGUCUACCAAAAAUUAUUAUCCCAUUACCUUCUAGACGAGAAGCAUGUUCUUUUGUGCUCAAACCUUUACAACAUACAGUCGGGGAUUUAUCAAAUUUUAUAAAAUGUGAAGAUAGUGGUGUUGAUCGAAUAACAUUUUUCACUGAAGAUGGAACGAGGAUCGCGAAAUCGAAUUCAAUUUCUGAUCUACUUGCUUCUAAUUUCCAUAUACUUAUCAAUGACCAGAAGUACCAUGUGGAUACGUCAUCAGUCUCUUCCCAGUUUAGUGCACUACCAAAAGAUGUAGCUAAUGUUCGAGAAUUAAUCACCAAACUUGCCAGUGCCAUUCAUGUUGAUGAAUUUUAUGCCCAGAAGCAACAACAACUUGAGAAAUGUAUAGAAGAUGUUAAUCUGCAAUUGGAACCAUUUGAAAAGAAAAAGUCCGUUAUUGCUGUACAAGCAGCACAACGAACACGUUGGCUUACUUGGCUUGGAUUAGGUGCAAUGGGUAUACAAUUUGGAUUAUUGGCAAGAUUAACAUGGUGGGAAUAUUCAUGGGAUAUUAUGGAACCAGUGACAUAUUUUGUUGGCUACGGAACGAGUAUGGCAAUGUAUGCCUAUUAUGUGAUCACACGACAGGAUUAUACACUUCCUCAAGUGUUUGAUCGUGAAUAUCUUAAACGCUUUUAUAAAUCCGCUGAUAAAUCAUCGUUUGACGUUCAGCGUUACAAUGAAUUACGUGAUGAACUAGCUCAUUUAAAAUCAGAACUACGUCGCCUUAAAGAUCCUCUUUUAUAUCAAUUACCUUUACAACAAACUGAAUAUAUGAUACCUGAACAAGUUGAAAAUAUUGUCAGUCAAACUAAAAAUUCAUUGCAAAAAUAAUAAUAAUAAUAAUAAUACAGAAAAAUGAAAUAGAGAACAUCAACAUCAAUAAAAUAAUUAGCUUUUAUUAUCCAAUAUACUUUUGUUUUUUUUAUUUUAUAAUGCUUUCAUCACUGUUUUCUUUCUUUCAUACCAGUAAAAUUUUCAAUAAUGUAAUAAUACUAAUCUACUUCCUCUAUUAUUUAUUUAUAUAAUAAAUCAAUAAUUGAAUAUAAUGGUGAAAUUUUGUUUUACAACAGUAAUUAUUGUCUUAAUUGAUCUCUCUCGCUCUGUUUCAUUUUAUCAAAUUUUUUUUUUUUACCUCAGUGCUGUUUUUCCAUCUUGUACACCAUCUCUCUCUCUCUCUGUUGUUUGGUAGUUUUUUUAUACACGCUGUCAAGCAACAAAUCAUUGUGACAUUUUUUUUUCUAAUAUACUUUGAUUUUUGUUGUGACUGAACAAGACAAAUUAUUAUGAUCAUGAUUGGUUUCCAUUGGUGAAGGAUGUUUGUUUGUGCUUUUUUUUUAUAUUUUCGUACAUUUUUACACUAAACACUAUUUAUGAACUUCCCCACCCAGUUCAAUGUUUCAAUUGUUUCCUCCUCCUCCUUCUUUUCCAUACAACACUGAAACACUGAACGGAGAAAAAUGUGUGUACUUGCUAAAAAUAUAUAUAUCAAUGUGAACGGGUGUUUGUUUCUCUUCGUUAAGCUUUUCAAAUAAACUAACUGUUCUGUGUCCAAACUAUUUCUCUGUCAUUCAUUUUUUUCUUGACAAAAUCAGUUUGGGGCACAUAGUGAGAUGUUUUACUGCACUUUUUUUUUGUGUGAACCAUGUAUAGAAAAAUUUAUUAUUUUAACAUUAACUGGUAAUUCUCAGUCAUUUCACAUUAGUUGAGAUCGAUCUUUGUGUUUAGUGCUCUUAGUGUGGUUGUUUCUAUCACAGAUAAAUAUAUCUAUAUCUGUUGACUGAUUUGUAUGCUUUUUUAACUUCACAUUUUAAUCUGUGCUUAGUUUACUUACUUACUUACUUACUUAAUUUGAAGAUAAAUUACUAGAAUUUUUCCUUCUGUAUACGUCCAAGCUUUGUUUAUUUAUUUUCCUCUCUCUCGCUCUCUCUCGCUCUCCAUAUAUUAAUUGAUACUUUCUGUUGAUUGCGCUUCAUUUCCAUUGUAAUCUAUAUUCUACGGAACUUCUAAAUAUAUUGUGAUAACUUGGUUUCGAAAAAAAAACAACAUGACCGGGGAGUUUUGUUUGUGUGUUUGUCAACGCUUCAAAGCUUUUGUUGAUAUUACAAAUGAUCAAGUAUGAAUAUAAUUUUUCAUUAGGUUUGCAUUGA
Schistosoma turkestanicum is the source of this 2422-nucleotide messenger RNA. The record is from the annotation of a GenBank genome assembly. NCBI's taxonomy places the organism in Eukaryota, Metazoa, Platyhelminthes, Trematoda, Strigeidida, Schistosomatidae.